Messenger RNA from Hibiscus syriacus, 837 nucleotides. RefSeq names its product nudix hydrolase 25-like. The transcript has 6 exons. Gene Ontology annotation, molecular function: guanosine-3',5'-bis(diphosphate) 3'-diphosphatase activity; bis(5'-adenosyl)-pentaphosphatase activity. The record is from RefSeq and is a predicted model, not a curated record. Gene Ontology annotation, biological process: ribose phosphate metabolic process; nucleoside phosphate metabolic process. Lineage: Eukaryota; Viridiplantae; Streptophyta; Magnoliopsida; Malvales; Malvaceae. The coding region runs from base 147 to 656 and encodes 169 amino acids. Gene Ontology annotation, cellular component: chloroplast.
UUUUUCCUCAUUUUCAUCUUCUCCUUCUUUUGGUCCCUCUUUCAAUUCCUAAAACUUGAACACAACAUUCACUCCCUAUUUUAUUUCGCUGAAAAGGGGGAAAAAGAGAAACUUUAAGAGAAGUAGUGGGUGUUUAUUGUUUAAGAAUGGAGGGACUGCCCACUGGUUAUCGCCCCAACGUUGGUGUUUGUCUAGUCAACUCUGAUAAUCAGGUUUUUGUAGCUUCCAGACUGAAUGUUCCAGGAGCCUGGCAGAUGCCUCAGGGGGGUAUUGAAGAUGGAGAGGAACCAAGAUCUGCAGCUAUCAGGGAAUUGCUAGAAGAAACGGGUGUUGUAUCUGCCGAAAUCAUUGCUGAGGUUCCUAAUUGGUUAACAUAUGAUUUUCCUCCGGCCGUGAAGGCGAAAGUGAAUCGACUCUGGGGAGGCGAAUGGCAUGGCCAGGCACAGAAAUGGUUUCUUAUGAGAUUAACAAAAGAUGAGAGUGAGAUCAACUUAGCAACGGGCGAGGCCGACCCGGAAUUCACGGAGUGGAAGUGGACAAUCCCUGAAGAGGUCGUUGAGCAGGCUGUGGACUAUAAGAGGCCGACGUAUGAAGAAGUUAUGAAGACCUUCGGGCCUUAUCUAAGCGACCAUAGCAAAGCCGGUAAAUGUAAAUAGACAAAAUGGUGAACGCUGUGCCGUGUUUCUUGCUUGUAAGAUUGAAUCCAUCUUCGCCCUCUCUCUCUCUCUCUCUCUGUAAGUGGACAUGGCACGUUAGAACUUUUUAUGAGGCUUACAUUGUUGUUUCAUUGUAAUAACAUGUUUGUGCGAACCAUAUAUGAUGGUCCCGGGCUUUCUC